AUGCCAGGAGAUCACUUGAUAUGCACAGUCGACAACAUCCCGUGGCCUGCCAUCGUGGAGGUCAACACGGCAAGUGUUUUCACCUGGCGGGGUUACAUUCUUUGGAAUUGGCUGUUCAGUGGCCUGCACAGCUUCAAGUUUGAGCCGCUCGAUGCAGACAGCACUAAGACUCGCUUUGUGCAGUGCGAGGAAUGGGGAGGUCUAUUGGGCGGGGCUUUGUGGAUGGUUGGUCGCCGUAAAAUGGUGACGGGCUUUAACAAUUUUAACGAGGACUUGAAGCGACAUCUGGAGAAGGCGCCGGUCUCGGGAAAGAAUGUACGGUUAGCGCAGUAG
Aspergillus vadensis CBS 113365 is the source of this 333-nucleotide messenger RNA. RefSeq lists its product as uncharacterized. The record is from RefSeq and is a predicted model, not a curated record. The transcript has a single exon. Bases 1 to 333 code for a protein of 110 amino acids. Lineage: Eukaryota; Fungi; Ascomycota; Eurotiomycetes; Eurotiales; Aspergillaceae.